CAGGCGCAGAGGCGGCGGCGGAUGUUUACGGCGGCCGAGGGCGGAGCGGCGCACCCGGGGCGCGGACGCAGCAGGACGCCCCCGAGGAGCCGCAGGUCGCAGCCCGGGCGGUCCGAACGCGCCGACCCGCCGAGCCUGGAGGUAGAGCCGCCGCCGCCGCCCCUCGGCCCGGCCUGCGGCGAGCGGGCGUAUUGCCUAAGUGUAAUCUUGAACAUGGGCGGUGCUGUGAGUGCUGGUGAAGACAAUGAUGAGCUGAUAGAUAAUUUGAAAGAAGCACAGUAUAUCCGGACUGAACUGGUAGAGCAGGCUUUCCGAGCUGUCGAUCGUGCUGACUAUUAUCUUGAAGAAUUUAAAGAAAAUGCUUAUAAAGACUUGGCAUGGAAGCAUGGAAACAUUCACCUCUCAGCCCCGUGCAUCUACUCGGAGGUGAUGGAAGCCCUAGAUCUGCAGCCUGGACUCUCAUUUCUGAACCUGGGCAGUGGUACUGGGUACCUCAGCUCCAUGGUGGGCCUCAUUCUGGGUCCUUUUGGUGUGAACCAUGGGGUCGAGCUUCAUUCGGAUGUGAUAGAGUAUGCAAAGCAGAAACUGGACUUCUUCAUUAGAACAAGUGAUAGUUUUGACAAGUUUGACUUCUGUGAACCCUCCUUUGUUAUUGGGAAUUGCCUGGAGAUUUCUCCGGAUUGUUCUCAGUAUGAUCGUGUAUACUGUGGGGCUGGUGUGCAGAAAGAGCAUGAAGAGUACAUGAAAAAUCUUCUCAAAGUGGGAGGGAUCCUUGUCAUGCCACUGGAAGAGAAGUUGACUAAGAUAACACGCACCGGUCCUUCAGCUUGGGAAACCAAAAAGAUACUCGCUGUUUCUUUUGCUCCUCUGAUCCAGCCCUGCCAUUCAGAGUCAGGAAAACCAAGACUUGUCCAGUUGCCACCAGUGGCAGUUCGCAGCCUCCAGGACUUGGCUCGCAUCGCCAUCCGGGGCACCAUUAAGAAGAUUAUUCAUCAGGAAACUGUCAGCAAAAACGGAAACGGACUAAAGAACACCCCCAGGUUUAAGCGAAGGAGAGUUCGCCGCCGUCGAAUGGAAACAAUUGUCUUUUUGGACAAAGAAGUCUUUGCCAGUCGUAUUUCCAACCCCUCAGAUGACAACAGCUGUGAAGCUUUGGAAGAGGAACGGAGGGAAGAAGAAGAGAAGACCCUGCCUGAAACAAAGCCAGACCCCCCAGUGAACUUCCUACGCCAGAAGGUCCUAAGCCUCCCUCUGCCAGAUCCCCUGAAAUACUACUUGCUUUAUUACAGAGAAAAAUAAGUCUCCGGUUUGAAAGGGGGAAAUGAGGAAGAGCAGAUUGCUGAGUUUGAAGUUUGUGCUGCCUGUGUGCGGUUGAAGAGUGACCUGGAAGCAGAUGUUGUGGGGAAGGGAACUGCUGGACUCAUCCACGUCAUGGCUUUUUUCUAGUUCCUGAUAGACCUCUAAAAUUUUGUUUAGUUGUAUGAUUUCUUUACGUAAUUCAACAAGACCUACAUUGCAUAGAAGACUGCUUUCCCAAAUUGGAGAGGAUCUUCACAGAGAAAAAGAUAAGGGUGUUUCUUUUUCAGCUAUGAUGAAACACUAGUAAGUGUGCAUAAGAGGGACUGACGACCAUUUCUGAUACAACAUGCACGUUACUCACUAUAAAUGAAAACUGAAGUAGAAACUAACCUGUGUUGCUUAUAAAGUGUGAAAGCACAAGCUUAUAAAUGUAUACAAUCUUUCGUGGGUGUGACACACCUGUGUCCAAGCUUGAAUUUUUAUGAUAUGUGCCACUUAAUUACUGGCACAGAGUAAUACUGAACUUGUUAGUUUUCUAGUGGGGAAACAUUAUGGAGAAGCCCUCCCUUAUUUUAAGUAACUUAAUUAAAUCUUAUGUGAGUUGUCAGGUGUAAUUUUUCAAAGGAAAAAUUUUGAUGGGGUGGAGGAAUGAACAGCCAGGUAAUCUUUCUGGAAUUCCAGGAGAAUUCCAAAGAGGUGUUUUUUUUUUUUUUUUUUUUUGACACCUUCUUUUGAUAUCUUUAAAAGAACCACUGUCAAGUAACCCUUAAAAGAAUAUCCUGGAAAAUGAAGCAAGUUUUUUCCUGUGUGUGAGCAAUAAGCAAAGUUACAUUUGCCCUAACUGUAGGGAUGAUUCUUUACUCAAUUUUAGGUGUUGACACCCUCCAUCCUAAGAACAGGUGGAAAGUAUUAGGAGUGCAAGAAAUAGAUUCGGGACUGUAUUAUGGACAGCCUAUGCUUUUUGACUUCAGUUUGCUAUUUUUCUGUGAUCACAUUGGAGUACUGAUUCAUAGAUUCUAUCUUUUAUAAAUCUAGAGAGAAAGAGAUUUGUUAGUUUUGUAAUUUUUCAUAAGAACAAAUGUAUGUAUUUUAGCAGCUGUGUUGCAUGAGAACAGUGUAACUCACAGUAACUUGUGAAGUCGGCCGUCUCUGGGCCUUGUGUGUGGAGAGCUCUGUCCUACUAAGUGGUAGGGCUCAAAGAACAGCGGCCCUUUUGGUAGGCACGUGGGAGGAUGAUCAGAGUUACAUUGCUUGUUCCAAAACAUUGGUUCUUUUUAAAACUUUUUUUUUUUUUACCCAAAGAAAAGAGUAGUAUAAAUUAUUAACAGUAAGCAUAAAUUCAGAGUGUUGAUGUAGGAUUAAUUAUCCAGAUUUUAUUUUUAAUCUGAAUCCUCAGCUUCUUGGGAGUCUCUGUGGUUUUGCCAGCUUAGCUGAUCUUUUCUGUGUUUGUAAGUAACUGAGUCAUUUUUACUGUACAAUACAGUUUGCAUGUAUAGCUGGCAAAACGUGUAUUCCUCUAGACGGGCCAACUGUAGCCAUUUUAAAGAAAGUUAGUUCAGAGUUGUUUCCUUUUAACUCGUUAGUCAAGCUUCAUUCUUUCAGAGAGAGAUGUGUGAUUUACAUUUACUUGCUAAUGUUUUGUAGUUUUGACAUCCUUGUGGGCAUUAUUCUAACUAAUAUGUAGACACAUGGAAAUUUUUGGACAUAAUAUUAAAUGAGUGUUAUCUGUGAAAUUUUUUAGGUGGUUUGACUAAUUUUGUAUAUGGACUGCAUUUUUUAAAAACCGCAUUUGCCUUUAUGCUAGAUUGUAAAUUCCCUCAUAUAUUAGACAUUUCCUAGCAUUUCGUAUUUAUGUGUUGUCAGUUUGUGAUUUUAAAACCAGAAUUUGGUUUAAAAAAUAUGGUUGUAAUAUAUGUGAGAAAUAGUUUGGUGAUAACCUUAUGAAAAUAAAGGAUUGUAAGUAAGGUUUCCUGUGUACCUUAUACCAGAAAUUCAGUAUCAUAUACUACUUUCUGUUUUCAAACAGAGAAAUCAUAAUAUAGUCUGUAUUGUCUGAAAGAUCUAUAUCGUAAACCACAAUCUUGACAACUAUUUACUUUUGAGUAGUUUGUAUUUUAAUAUGUGACUUUUGUUUUGAAAAGUAAUAAAGCCAUAGACUUGUGCAAAACAAAUUUCAAGUUUAGAGAUAUUAAGUAUGUAAUGUAAGAAUCAAAUGUAUAUGUAAAAAUACUUUUAUCAGUCUGGAACUUGGGAAAAAUCCAAGGAAUCUGAAACAUAGAUUUUAAUGAGCUGAUGAACACAAAUUACGUUAAUAAAGGCAGUCAGGAUAUUUUAUCCUUAGCAUUGCUUCCGCACCCUGUGUGGGAUUCAAAUUCUUGAAUAUGUUCUUUUCUAAACCUUAAGAAUGUCUUUUCUUUACUAACAUGUAUUUACUUUCAGCAAAUAUUUCUGUUAUUGCUUGAUUAUGUAACAUUCACAGAUGUAGAGAAGGCAUUAUUUUUCAUUAAUAAAUGUGGAAUCGGAAU
Molecule: messenger RNA, 3824 nt
Organism: Sapajus apella (tufted capuchin)
Lineage: Eukaryota; Metazoa; Chordata; Mammalia; Primates; Cebidae
Gene: PCMTD2
Product: protein-L-isoaspartate (D-aspartate) O-methyltransferase domain containing 2
Exons: 6
Coding region: 22-1299 (425 amino acids)
Biological process (GO): protein modification process
Cellular component (GO): cytoplasm
Molecular function (GO): protein-L-isoaspartate (D-aspartate) O-methyltransferase activity
Source: RefSeq, a predicted model, not a curated record